AUGGAGUCCUGGGCGAAUUAUAGCAGCAUCGUCCACUCUCUGCCCUUUACGUUCCUCGUCGGCCCCAACCACACAAAGCUGACGAUCCAGUCGGGACUGGCUCGCCAUGUGUCGCAACCUUUGGAUAAUCUCAUGAAUGGCGAGACGCGUGAAUCUAAGCAUCACUGCGCGAUUUUGGAAGAGGAGGAUGUCGAAACUUUUGUUGCCUUUUGCGAGUAUGCGUAUACAGGCGACUAUAACGUGCCUCCACCGGGGUUUCGCGAGGACUAUAAAGAGAAGAUAGUCAACAAUCCUUUCAAACGGAUGCUCCAUGCGGAAUCUGGUGCAGUGCCUCCGCCAGCUCCAUCCCCUCCUCAAUCAAUUGGGGCACCCGAGAAAGAAGAAAACACCUCUCAAUUUGGUGGAUUCAGAACCCCCGAAUGGGACCGACCUGCUGCUCCGGAGGCCAAAGAAGGCCCCGAAGGAAGUGUUGGAGCUGGAGAGGAUUUCAAGACUCCAAUUGACCCGCACCAUGAGUCUGCAAUUGCUCCUGAGGAACCAAGUGAGCAGCCCCCUUCAACUGAGAAGCUUCCUCCAAGUGAGCAGCUUCCAAGUGAGCAGCCCCCUCCUGCUCCUGCUGCUGAAGAAGCAGAACCUUCGGACCCCAACGCAGGAAACGCAAAGGGCAAGAAGGGAAAGAAGGACAAGAAGAACAAGAAGAACAAAAAGGGGGCAGCAGAAGAAAUCACAUCCACCAUGACCCCUCCAUCCACGCCCCCGCCUGAGAAACCAGCGGAUCAGGCUGAUAGCGAUCCUGCUCCUGCCCCUGCCGAAGCACCUGCCGUGGAGGAAGGACCUGCACCGGACGAAGCCCCCAAGGAUCCCGAGGCCGCUGAAGCAAUUGAAGCGCCUGAAUUAGGCGAAGCACCCGCAGAAGAAGCCAAGGAGGGCGAGGGUGAAGCAGAUGAGAAUUGGGGGGAACCCGGUCCCUCUGCGCCGAUGACUGAGACUUGGGAGCAGCCUGCACCCACGCCGCCUGAAGCCGAUACGGCCGUCAAGGAGAAUGAGAAAGAACAUGAGGGUCGGGCCCGGCAGCAAUCGAGGCCUUUCAUUGACACGUCGUUUGCCAAGCAGCACUUCGCCUCUCCUCGCAAGACGGGCUUCAGCAAGUGGGAGGAAUUCCAGAUGAUUGAAUAUGUCGACCAGCGCGUACCCUGGGGGACCCGACCUCCCAGUCCACUUUCGAUGGAUUCGAGAGCGAGCAACUCCGAUCUUCCGUAUCUCACUUUCCACGCCAAAAUCUACGUUUUCGCGACGCGCUACCUGAUCCCGGCUCUGGCCCAAUUGUGCCUCCGGAAGUUGCAUAGGGACCUUCUACAUUUGGGAUUCCCCGAUGGAUCACCGGAUUAUGAGGAUGAAGAAAUGGCGCUCCUGUCAACGACCAAGGCGCGGAUGGUUCUGGACCUGCUCCACUACACCUACAAUAAGUCCACCCGUCUUGAGCCGAUCAAUCCAACGUCGGCUACUCAGCUUCGAGACAAUGAGCUGCGCAAGCUCGUCAUCCACUACGCCGCUUGCAAGGUGCAGGAUCUUGCGCGAUACUGUCCCCCUGUUGAGAGCAUGAUGGGCACCCCUUCCGGCCAGCCGGUGGACAUCAUGUCCGAGAAGCCGUCGGCUCGCGGUCUCCGGGCUCUCCUGGACACCACGACGGAGUUGGCUUCAGAUCUGGUGUACCGCAUGAUGGGCAGAUCGAGAUGCAUCGCCCUCGCCGCCAAGCGCGACUAA
This is a messenger RNA of Aspergillus wentii DTO 134E9, 1764 nucleotides long. RefSeq lists its product as uncharacterized. NCBI's taxonomy places the organism in Eukaryota, Fungi, Ascomycota, Eurotiomycetes, Eurotiales, Aspergillaceae. Bases 1 to 1764 code for a protein of 587 amino acids. The record is from RefSeq and is a predicted model, not a curated record. The transcript has 3 exons.